This is a messenger RNA of Syngnathus typhle (broad-nosed pipefish), 3554 nucleotides long. RefSeq lists its product as uncharacterized. Gene Ontology annotation, molecular function: zinc ion binding; nucleic acid binding. The record is from RefSeq and is a predicted model, not a curated record. The transcript has a single exon. Lineage: Eukaryota; Metazoa; Chordata; Actinopteri; Syngnathiformes; Syngnathidae. Bases 30 to 3539 code for a protein of 1169 amino acids. Gene Ontology annotation, biological process: DNA integration.
UGGAGAAGGCCAUUAACAUCAGUGUAACAAUGGAAAUGGCGAAAAAGGAGGCCCAGCAACUAAGUGCUACAGAAAGAGUGCACCAACUCAACAAUGAUAAACCGAACGCGCAAGGGCCAUGUUUUCGCUGUGGUAGAUCUGGACAUCUUGCAUCGACGUGCUGGUGCAAAGAGAUGGACUGUCGUAACUGUGGAAAAAAAGGGCACAUAGAGCGGGCGUGCCGAAGUAAACAGGACAUGGACAAAAGCUCAAGGGCUGGGAACAGAAGUGACAAUAUGAAAUAUAAACAAAAAAGGCAUGUGCGCACCGUUUGCCAUGAUGAUGGAAGAAAUAGUGAUUCUUCGGAGGAAGAAGUGCCUGUAAAUACUAUACGAGCGAUGAAUGUAGGUGAGAGCUCAGAUGGCUACUGGGCUGAACCCAAGUUGGAGGGACAUGUGGUGAAAAUGCAGAUAGACACAGGAUCAAAGGCAUCACUAGUGUCACACAAGAUCUACAGGAAACUCAUGAGGCACCUUCCACUACGUCCAUCAGACACAGUGUUUAAGGCAUAUACGGGACAUCGAGUGCACAUGGAAGGGAUGACGGAUGUGACUGUUCAGUACCAUGGGCGGACAAAAAGGCUUCCCCUUUAUGUGACCAAGGGAAAUCAUCCUGCCAUAAUGGGGCGUACAUGGCUACAGGGAAUCCGGCUGGACUGGCAAGCGAUAAGGAAACUGUCACACAGUUCCUCUCUGCUACAAGAAAUACUCGAGAAACACAAAGAGGUUUUCUGUGAUGAAUUAGGCAGCAUGAAAGAUAUAACCGUUAAGUUACAUGUCAAACCUGGUAGCAAGCCUGUGUUUAUGAAAGCUAGACCAGUACCAUACGCCAUCCGAUCCAAGGUAGAAGCUGACUUGGACGCCCUGGUCAAGAAUGGGGUUUUGGAGCCGGUGACCAUCAGUGAGUGGGCCACACCCAUCGUUCCCGUACCAAAAAAAGAUGGGGGAAUUCGGACCUGUGGAGAUUUCAAGGUAACACUUAACCCGGUGUUAGCAGCGGAGCAAUAUCCACUUCCCCUAAUUGAUGACUUGUUUGCUGGACUGAGUGGGGGACAAAAAUUCAGUAAGGUAGAUCUCAGUCAGGCUUACCUACAAAUGCAUGUAGAAAAAGAGUCACGUGAAAUGUUGACCAUUAACACACACAAGGGUCUCUUCAGAUACUGCAGACUGCCGUUCGGCAUCACGUCAGCCCCGGCACUUUUUCAGCGAGCGAUGGAUCAGAUCCUUAGUGGGUUGCCUGGGGUACAGUGCUACCUUGACGAUAUCCUGUGCACUGGAUCUACCGAUGACGAGCACCUGCGCAACUUGGAUGCUACCCUUCAAAGGCUGAAGGACUACGGCUUAAGAGUCCGUAAGGACAAAUGUGACUUCUUCAAGCCAUCUGUGGAAUAUCUGGGGCAUGUGAUAGAUGCAGAAGGACUGCACACUGCACCAUCAAAAGUGGCAGCUGUCGUGGACGCGCCCCCACCCCAAAACAUCAGCCAGCUACGAUCUUUCUUAGGUCUGCUGAACUAUUACGGACGCUUCAUCUCCAAUCUGUCAUCACUGCUUCAACCCCUGCACGAACUGUUACGCCGAGACAAAACGUGGAAGUGGACAGCCAGCUGUCAGGAGGCUUUUGAAAAGGCUAAAGGAGCGCUGACUACGUCCAAAGUCCUGACGCACUUCAACCCAUCACUUCCACUGCAGCUCGCCUGUGACGCCUCUCCUUACGGAGUAGGGGCGAUUCUCUCUCAUGUCCUGCCGGGUGGUGAGGAAAAGCCAAUCGCUUUUGCAUCGAGGACAUUGAACAAAACAGAGUCUAACUAUGCUCAACUGGAACGAGAGGCACUGAGCAUUGUUUUUGGAGUUAGGAAGUUCCAUCAAUACUUAUAUGGGAGGAAGUUUACGCUCCUGACGGACCAUCGGCCCCUCACCACCAUCCUCGGUCCACACACUGGAAUACCGUCUCUUGCUGCAUGCCGACUGCAGAGGUGGGCUUUGUUGUUGUCGGCGCAUGCAUAUGACAUCAGGUAUCGAAAAUCAGACUUCCACUGCAAUGCGGAUGGCUUGUCCCGAUUGCCCUUGCCUGUCACAAGGCCGGAGUCGGACACGGUGGACCUUUUCUACUUCAGGGAGGUGGAGAGAGCACCUGUCUCUGCGGUGCAGGUAAAAAGGGAAACUCGGAAUGACCCGGAGUUAUCUGCGGUCGUGGACAUUGUCGUUAAGGGUCGAUCUGCUGGCGAUAAUGCGAGUCUGAAGCCUUUCCUCGGGAGGAGAUUGCAACUGUCUGUCCAGUCUGGGUGUCUACUCUGGGGUAGGAGGGUGGUCAUACCACGGUCACUUCGCUCAAAAGUGCUGCAGCAACUGCAUUCGGGACACAGCGGAAUAGUCCGAAUGAAAGAAAUAGCGAGAAGCUAUUUUUGGUGGCCGAACAUGGAUCAACAAAUUGAAGAGUUGGCCAAAAGCUGUCCAUCAUGCCACCGAGUCAGGAACAAUCCUCCACUAGCGCCUCUUCACCCCUGGGAAUUCCCACAAGGACCAUGGCACCGGGUGCACAUUGAUUUUGCGGGACCAGUGGAGGACAGGAUGUUCCUUAUUGCUGUGGAUGCACACAGCAAAUGGCCAGAGGUGGCUAUCAUGAGAUCAACCACUGCAGAAAAGACUAUCGAAAAGUUAGGGGAACUGUUUAGUCGGUUUGGAUCUCCUGCCCAGCUAGUCUCUGACAAUGGACCCCAAUUUGUCUCACAAGAAAUGGCAGUGUUCCUGCAAGCUAACGGUGUCCAACACAUUAAGUCGGCCCCCUACCACCCCGCAACAAAUGGGCUUGCUGAGAGAUUUGUUCAAACCAUGAAGCAUGCCUUGAAAACAUCACAAGGACAAGGAACACUACAUCAGAGGCUGCACCACUUCCUACUAACCUAUCGGAACAGUCCACAUGCCACCACCAAGACAUCUCCUGCUAGCCUGAUGCUAAAGAGAGAACUGCGCACCACGUUUGACCUCUUGAAGCCCUCAGCAAUGAAGGACAUUGUCCAAGGUCAGCAGGAAAAACAGGUUAGGUGCAGAGGACAGGAGGGCAAAGGAAGAGUUUUCAAGCCAGGAGACUCUGUGUUGGCAAGGAACUACCGUGGCGAACCAAAGUGGAUUCCUGCCACUGUUAUUGCGCAAACGGGACCAGUAUCUUAUACUGUCCAAACGUCUGAUGGUGUAUGGAGAAGACAUGUUGAUCAACUCCUGCAGACUCAGUUAGGGCCAGCAGAGCUGUCCCUCAAAGAUCUUCCUGAUAGCUCUGCCCACGUCAAAACGCCGGUUCCCAUACCCUCCCAAGUGCAGGACUCAAUCACACUCGCGCCACCAGUCCCAGCUGAGGAUGCGCAUGAGACAGAGACUCUGACUUCUCCCUUUGCAGAAGCUCCUGCAACAAGUUCACCAUUGAUCGACCGUGGAGCUGAUCCUGUGCCCCCAGAUAGGAGAUAUCCUAUCAGAGAGCGGCGAGCUCCCGCGCGCUUGGACUUAUAGGUUCGCGGUUGACCC